Molecule: messenger RNA, 2180 nt
Organism: Drosophila teissieri
Lineage: Eukaryota; Metazoa; Arthropoda; Insecta; Diptera; Drosophilidae
Exons: 2
Coding region: 87-2126 (679 amino acids)
Source: RefSeq, a predicted model, not a curated record
GUUUUCAAGAAGCAGUUCAUGUAUCGCAGCAAGACUUGCUUUUCCCAUCAUUAGCAGUGUAGGAAAUACUCAAACCAAACCAAAACAUGCCGGUAACAGCCAACCAGACUCCGAGGAAUAGGAAAGAUGUCAAAGGUCAAAUAGCUAAGCAAACACCAACUUGCAAAGUAGGUUAUGGCCUAGGUCGCAGGAUAUCGCUGACAGGGUUCAGUCGGAAAGUAAAUAAUUACCAAAACUAUAAGCUCAGAGAGGAGGGUGCAACGACCUGGCUAAAUUGCAAUGCUCAAAACAUCGCCGUACAGAAAAAACACAUCAAGAAUUUGGGCAUAGACGUUAAUAACUUUUAUGGAGGACCAGUCAUAAAAAAAAGGCCGAAACUUUCUACCCAGCGAAGGAACAUUUAUUUUGCGCAGCUUGGGGUGUCCAGAUCUUCAGAUGAGUUCAAUUUGCGUACUGAAACUAAUGCACCUGAAGGUGAUACAAAUAACAUGGCAUCCCAGCAAGAACAACCUAACAAUACAUACAGCCUCGACAAUAAGGUAUCCAAGUUACAUAAAAUAAUGAAUCCCGAGAUUGUUAAACCGAUCGAUAAAUGUACUCUAGACAAGCUAAGGAAAAGUCCUCGACGCUUGAGAGAGUCCGGAAACAGCCGAGUUCAUAAGCGUUACGAAAAAAAGUUAUCGAAACCAUUAAAUAGCCCCACCAAUAGAAGAACUGUAGUAAGGAUGCCUGAGGAAAAUGUCGAGUAUGAUAGUAUAACACUGUGCGACUUCGGAGAAACAUCACCCAGGAAUUAUCCAGAGGAGACUGACAGUGAAAAAUGGUACAGCUCUGACCCAGACAGCGAUGAUACGAUGAGAGGAAGCAGUCAUAUAGAUGAUGAUAUCUCCACUUCAGAGGAAGAAAACGUUCAAAGUCGAUCGGGGUAUGAAUCGGACAUAUCCUUCGAAGAACCACAGUGUUCGGAAAAAGAGUUCACAGCGGAGUAUAAUAGGCCACAAUAUAAUAUAAAACCGGUUGAUAGUGAUAUCUUUACUUCUGAGAAAGGAGAACUUCACAGUCGCAGGACAUUACUUGCAGAAAAAGAGUUUACUUUAAAGGAUGAGGAAGGCAGUGAUAUUUUGACCUCAGAGGAAGAAGACGUUCAAAGUCGAAUGGAGUAUGAAUCGGAAGAAGAUCCACAGUGUUCGGAAAAGGAGUUCACAGCGGAGUAUAAUAGGUUGAAAUAUAAUAUAAAACCGGUUGAUAGUGAUAUCUUUACUUCAGAGAUAUCUUCCUUAGAGGAAGGAGAUCAUAGCGAAGGACAUGAAGCGAGUGAAUUGACAAUUAACUCAGAAGAAGACAUAUCACUCCUUUCAGAAAAUGACUUCCUUCUAGAUAAUAUGGAUAUUAAGAAUGUUGCACAGUAUGGCGAAGGCAAUGAAAUCAUGGAUAGACUAUUAAGUGAUGACAAUCCCAAUUGGAAGGUACGACCACCAUCAACGAUCACUUUUCAUGUUACUACUCCUCGAAGGCCUCCCGGUGAUGCUUCACAGUUGAUGAAAUUUCUGUUAAGAAGCUUCAAGAAGUUGAAGAACGAAGGCCAUUUUCCUUGGAUGGAUCGUCAAGCACGUGUGCGUAUUUUGCAAGCUAAACGUCCUAGUAUUCGUGACUGCGAGGCAUCAUUUUUGCUUUAUGUCUUUAGUGGAUUGGGGAAGAUUCGUCCAGCAACAAUGGUGAAAAUUAAUAUAAGUUUUUCGCCAGAAGAAAAACCUUCACCAUAUCUCGAUAUACUACUUUUUUAUAUAAGACAGGAUCGCUUGGAACAUCUGAAGCAAACGGCAAUGAAGGUCGAUAGGUACAAUCAUAUGAGAGCAAAACGCUCUAGGCAGUUGAAAAAACAUGUUAAGCGCAUAGAGAUAUUGCAUGCAUAUAAGAAGGUUGAAAAGAAAAGGAUUUCUUGUACCGAAGAAGAAAAAAGGCGGAUAAAUCCGAUGCUGCGCAUGGUCCUUCGAAUCAACCCACUAUUUAUAAUUUGCAGUGUAACUGUCAUCACCGCCUCGUUCCUGGUCUUCCACGAGCUGUAUUAUGGGCGACCUAAGCCUAAAACGCUUUGGGAGAGCUUUUUGCUAUGUUUUGGUAUAUAAUCUCGAUAUAUUUGAUAAUUUCAAUAAAAUAUUUUUUGAACUAUAGUAUCAGUG